AUUUUUGUCGAUUUGGAUACACUCAGCAUCUACGUAUAUUGCUUAACAACAAACCAUAGUCGUCCUCAGGGUUUAAGGGAAUUAAAACACUACUUAGCGAUUGUGUGGAAUCCAGACAGGACAGCAAGCCAACUAUGGUGGCCACACCGGAUAUUCUACUACAACUCCUUCUGACUAUUAGGGUUUUAGAAUCAUCUCUCCUUAUCCCCAAAAGGAAUGGCAGUUUCCUCUCUGUACACAUCAAAUUCUCUCCUUCACAGUCAUUCUUUUUCGUAUUUCGAAAGCUUGAAGCUUUACUUACACAAUGGGUUAAAUUCAAGAAGACGAAAAAGCAGUGGCAGGUUUGCUGUAUCGUCAUCGCAUUCAAAUCCCAAAAUUCUCAAGUCCAAUCGUCGCUCUAGGUUCGGUCAGAGACUAUCUCCUUACGAUAGCGACAACGAAAAUGAAGCUAUUGAUGACGAUGACGAUGAUUGGCUCUCAGAUGGCCCAGGACCAGGUUAUAGUGAUGAUAAAGCGAAAAGCAAGUUGCAAGCUGCAAGUAAUGUCAAUGGAGGUAGCAUGUAUUCAAGAAUGGGUAGGAAGCUAAAAGUUAUCAAAGGAAACGGAAAGGUCAAUUUAAACAGAAACAAUUACACAGAGAAAGAUAAGGAGACAGGGAAGUCUUCAAAGAACAAAUAUCGGCGUUUAGCAGAGGAAAUAGAAGUAGACGAAAAAUGGUUUCCACUACUUGACUACCUCACAACUUUUGGCCUUAAAGAUUCUCACUUUAUCCAAAUGUACGGAAGACACAUGCCUUCACUUCAAAUAAACGUCACUGCAGCACGAGAAAGAUUAGAGUUCUUGAUGAGUGUUGGUGUAAAAAGUAAAGAUAUAAAGAAAAUCCUCAUGAGACAACCACAGAUUUUGCAGUAUACAGUUGAAAGCAAUCUCAAAUCCCACGUGGCGUUUUUGGUAAAUUUGGGAAUUCAGGAUUCAAGAAUCGGACAGAUCAUUACUGCUACACCAUCGAUCUUCUCUUACAGUGUGGAAAAUUCAUUAAAGCCUACUGUGAGGUAUUUGAUUGAAGAAGUUGGUAUUAAAGAGAGUGAUUUGAGUAAAGUUGUGCAAUUAAGCCCUCAAAUUUUGGUUCAACGGAUUGAUAAUUCAUGGAAUGCGAGGUAUAGAUUCCUUACAAAAGAACUUGGUGCACCCAGGGACAAUAUAGUAAAAAUGGUCACGAAACAUCCUCAGCUCCUUCAUUACAGCAUUGAAGAUGGCAUGUUACCAAGAAUUAACUUCUUGAGGAGUAUCGGCAUGCACAACUCAGACAUAUUGAAAGUCUCUACUAGCCUCACACAGGUGUUCUCAUUGUCUCUUGAGGACAAUUUGAAGCCUAAAUACUUGUAUUUGGUGAAUGAACUACAAAACGAGGUCAAAUCUUUGACCAAGUAUCCAACGUAUCUAAGCCUAUCCUUAGACCAGAGGAUCCGGCCCCGCCAUCGGUUUUUGGUUGCCCUAAAAAAAGCUCCAGUGGGACCCUUUCCUUUAAGUUCAUUUGUUCCAAAUGAUGAAAGCUUUUGUCAGCAAUGGGCGGGAACUAGUGUAGAUAAGUACUUGGCAUUUCGUCAAAGGUUACUGCUCAAAGAUUUAGCAAAAAAAUAUGAAAGGUCAUGAUCAAAGGACAACAAAUUUUGGUUUCUAAAUGUAACUCGAAUUCUGUCACAAGUUUUGUGCUUCUUUUUAUUUGGUAGUGAUCCAGGUUCUUUUAACUAAUUUUGAGACAAGUGAGAAAUCGAAAUUGGCUUCAAAAUGAUGCUUAAUUUAUUUCAAGGUUCAGUUUGUUAAAUGUGGGUUUGCAAGAAGACACCCGGGAUCUUUUGAUUGAGAAAUGUCCACUACUGGUUCGAUUUUUUUUUUUUUUUUUUUUUUUUUGUAUAUGUACGAACAUGUGUAAGGUGUUUUUCUUUUUUUAUUUUUAUUAAAAUUCAGGAAACUAAAUAUAUGUAGAAAGGUAUAGAUAAGAGAUUGUUCAUGUCCAUUCAUAUAGUUUUCAGGUUCUGAUACAUGGGUACAAGUCUGAAUUUGGUCGAGACUAAGCUUAUAUAUAAUAAUAAUAUGUAUAAAAAACAGUUUUUCA
This is a messenger RNA of Lactuca sativa (garden lettuce), 2116 nucleotides long. Its product is annotated as Mitochondrial transcription termination factor family protein. Gene Ontology annotation, biological process: regulation of DNA-templated transcription; developmental process. Gene Ontology annotation, molecular function: double-stranded DNA binding. The record is from RefSeq and is a predicted model, not a curated record. NCBI's taxonomy places the organism in Eukaryota, Viridiplantae, Streptophyta, Magnoliopsida, Asterales, Asteraceae.